CAGGAGGGCUGGUAAGGAGCAUGUCUUGGCCGGCUCCUUUUCUUUGCCUUUUGGUUUUCUUAUUAAUUCUUGCAGGAUUAGAUGGUGAAUCUGAGCAACAUGAACUAUAUCGGCAAAAAAGAAAUACCAACUACCAGCAACAACCUCGUAUGACCUCUGAGAGGGGCAACUUAGUGUUUGUUACUGGAUCUGCCCAAAAUAUUGAGUUUAGGACUGGAACCUAUGGGAGAAUCAAAAUGAAUGAAGAAGACCUCAGUGAAUGCUUAAAUCAGAUCCAAAAAAACAAAGAUGAUAUUACAGAGUUAAAAAGAAAUAGUGCUGGUCUUCCUCAAAAUGUUUCAUAUGAAAUUACUAACCUCAAUCAUCAGCUUUUGGAUCUUGAGAGGAGGUUUCAAAGCUUACAGCAGACAGUUCAAAGGAAAGUUUGCAGCAGCAACCCCUGCCAGAAUGGUGGGACCUGCCUCGACCUGUUGGACUCCUUUUUCUGCCUCUGUCCCCCAAACUGGAUGGGCCCUGUCUGCUCAGCGGAUGUCAAUGAGUGUAUGAUUUAUGCUGGAACACCCUUGAGCUGCCAGAAUGGAGCCACAUGCUUAAACACAGCAGGAAGUUACAGCUGUACCUGCAAGCCUGACAACUAUGGACCUCAGUGUGCCUCUGUGUAUAAUGAUUGUCAUCGGGGCUCGAGAGAGCUCUGUGUGCAUGGCAUCUGUGAGAACUUGGAGCGAGAGCAACUGGGGCAGCCUAACUAUAGGUGCAUCUGUGAUGCUGGAUGGGCGCCAACUCCCAACAAUUCUUCUUGCACAGUUGAUGUAGAUGAAUGCAGUCUCCCCAACCCUCCCUGUUCCCAGAAUCCUUUGGUGGAGUGUUUCAAUACCCCAGGUUCUUUCUACUGUGGACCCUGCCCAGUAGGCUGGAAAGGAAGUGGUUACAGCUGUGAAGAUAUCAAUGAAUGUGAGACUGACAAUGGAGGGUGUUCUGUAGCACCCAUGGUCCAGUGCAUCAACACAGCUGGGUCCUUUCAGUGUGGCUCCUGUCCUCCAGGUUACCAAGGGAAUGGAAAAGUGUGUAGCCCAAUGGAUAUCUGCUUAGACAAUAAUGGAGGCUGCCAUCCACAUGCUUUAUGUACCCCUGGUUCAGGUUCUAUACCCACCUGCGUCUGCCAGGCAGGAUAUACCGGACAUGGUUACGGACAGAAUGGAUGUGUCCCACUCAGCCAAAUCUGCCGGAGUGACCCCUGUGUUAAUGGACAGUGUAUUGAAAUAGUUUCUGGCUAUCUUUGUAUAUGUGACCCAGGCUGGGAAGGCAUCAACUGCACAGAAAAUACCAAUGAAUGUUUGAGCAAUCCCUGUUUCAAUGGGGGAACCUGUACUGAUGACAUCAAUGGUUAUUCUUGUGAAUGUACAAGUGCUUGGACUGGCCCCCAGUGUCAGACUCCCCAGCAAGUUUGUGGAGGUUCACUUUCUGGGCUUAGUGGAUCCUUCAGUUAUCCCAAUACACAGAUCAUUGGUUACAAUGACAAUAUUAACUGCUUCUGGGUUAUUCGAACAGAAGAAGGAAAGGUCCUACAUGUUACUUUCCCAUUUUUCCAACUAGAUUCAGUGGACAUGUGUCAUUCUCAGUUUCUUCAGAUUCACGAUGGUGAUUCUUCAGCAGCAUAUCCACUUGGAAAAUAUUGUGGCUCUAGUCACCCUCCUGAACUGUUAUUGAGCAGUAAUAAUGCUCUGUACUUUUAUUUCCAUUCUGACCAAUCAGUGAAUAAAAUAGUCUUCACAGUUAGAUGGGAAACUCAGCAACCUGAAUGUGGUGGUUUAUUGACUGAUACUUAUGGUUCCAUAAUCUCUCCUGGCUACCCUGGGAAUUAUCCUCCCAGUAGAGACUGUGUCUGGAUCAUUAGAACCAAUCCUGGCUUAAUUCUAACAUUUGCUUUUGGGACCCUCAGUCUUGAGCAUCAUGCUAAUUGCAGUGGAGACUAUCUUGAAGUUCGAGAUGGUCCCCUGAAUCAUGACCCUGUGCUUGGGAAAUUCUGCAGCACCUCGUCAGAGCCCCCUCUGCAGACCACCGGUCCUUUUGCCAGGAUUCAUUUUCACUCUGACCCCACAGGGAGUGAUAGAGGCUUCCAUAUCACCUACGUCACUUCGCUUGUGGAUCCUGAUUGUGGAGGAAAUUUCACAGAUGCUGAAGGGACCCUCGUGUCUCCUGAUUGGCCCGCUCCUUACAUUCACAAUAGACAAUGCAUCUAUAUCAUCACCCAGCCUCCUGGUGAAAAAAUGCAGCUCAGCUUUACCCAAGUGGAGCUAGAAGACCAGAACCACUGUCUACAAAGUUCAAUCGAGGUUCGAGAUGGUGAAAUCUUACUCGAAAAAUUGUGUGACAACAGGACUCAUGCCUCCAUAUACUCGAUUUCCAACAGUGUCUGGGUCAGGUUUAAGUCAGAUUCUUCAGUACAAAAGGCCAGUUUCAAGGCCAUUUACCAAGUUGCUUGUGGAGGUGAGUUAACUGGAGAAGGGAUCAUUCGUACACCAUUCUAUCCCAAUGCCUACCCUCAUGAAAAAACCUGUGACUGGAAAAUCAGUCAACCCCAAGGCCAAGUCAUCCUCCUCAACUUCACUGCUUUUCAGAUUGGGAAUUCUUCCAGUUGUGAAACUGAUUAUGUUGAGAUUUCGAACAGUCUCAGUAUGGACUCUCCUCGUACCAGAAAGUAUUGUGGCACAAACAAUCCUGGAUUGAUAACUUCCACGUACAGUACUGUCUAUGUCAGAUUCAGGAAAAGUAUCUCUUCUACAAAUUAUGGCUUCCUAGCUCAUUUCAGUGCUGCCGACUUGGAAUGUGGGGAAGUUCUUACUGCUCCAUCUGGAAAUAUCACCAGUCCUGGUCAUCCAGAUAUCUAUCCUCAUGGUGUCAACUGCACAUGGUUAAUCUCAGUCCAGCCUGGUUACCGAAUCCGGCUAUUAUUCCAAGCAUUUCAUCUGGAUUUCCAUUACAAUUGCAUCACUGACUAUCUAGAAGUUUAUGAUGAUGGCACUGGGACAAGUCUUGGCAGGUAUUGUGGGAAGUCAGUGCCUCCAUCACUCAUGAGCAGCGGGAACAGACUGGUGCUUCACCUAGUGACCGACUCUUCCAUUGCUUAUGAAGGCUUCUUUGUGGUUUAUGACUCAGUGGAAGUUUCGAAAGUGUGCUUGGAAGACUAUACAACUCAAUAUGGGAUAAUACAAUCCCCCAACUUCCCUAGGAAUUAUCCCAACAAUAUGGACUGCAUUUAUAGAAUCACAGUGGAAAGAAGUCAUCAGAUUGCAUUGCACUUCACUAACUUUUCCUUGGAUGCCUCUGUAGGAACAGGAUGCAUUGAAGACUAUGUGGAAAUCAGAGAUGGAGGCCAUGAAGAGUCACCAUCCCUGGGAAAAUACUGUGGAAUAAAUAAGCCUCCAAGGAUAAUCUCUCAUAGUAACAAAUUAUGGAUAAAAUUUAAGACAGAUAUAUUUGGAUCAAGUUCUGGAUUCCUUGCCUUUUGGGAUGCAUCACUAACAGGCUGUGGUGGAAAUCUCACGGCUCCAAGUGGUGUCUUCAUGUCUCCCAACUAUCCAAUGCCAUACUUUCACAGUUCUGAAUGUUUUUGGUUGCUGAAAUCCAGCAGAGGAAGUCAGUUUGAACUCAAGUUUGAAGACUUCCACUUGGAAAAUGAUUCAAAUUGCCUUUUAGAUUAUUUGGCUGUCUACGAUGGUCUGACCACUGAUGCUAACCUCCUGGUCAAGCUUUGUGGCAGCAAGCUACCGCCACCGAUCCGCUCCCGCGGAGAUAGUCUCUUGUUAAAGCUGCGGACAGACGAGCAGCAGCAGGGGGGAGGCUUCCUAGCCCAAUACCAGCAGACUUGCCAGGAUGUGGUGAUUGCCAAUCUUUCUUAUGGCAUCCUAGAAAGUAUAAAUUAUCCAAAUCCCUAUUUUGGAAAUCAGCGUUGCAACUGGACCAUCCAAGUAACAGCUGGCAACACAAUAAACUAUACUUUUUCAGCAUUUGAUCUGGAAGAUCAUAGCAACUGUUCUCUGGAAUAUUUAGAGCUGCAUGAUGGGCCUCAACUGAUAGCCCGUUACUGUGGAGCAGAAAUCCCCCCUGCGGGCACCACCACGGGGUCCAAGCUUCACGUGCUCUUCCAUACCGAUGGAGUCGGCAACAAUGAAAGGGGAUUCCAGAUGUACUGGAACCUCAAUGGUUGUGGUGGGGAGCUGAAUGGACCUUCUGGCUCCUUUACUAGCCCUGGGUACCCCGGUAACUACCCCCCCAAUAAGGAGUGCAUCUGGUACAUCCGCACAGCCCCUGGGAGCAGCAUUCAGCUCACCAUCGAUGACUUCAAUGUAGAAUACCACUUAAACUGCAGAUAUGAUGUCCUUGAGGUCUAUGGUGGCCCUGAUUUUCAUUCUCCUAGAGUGGCUCAGUUGUGUUCUUCCAGAUCAAGAGAUAACCCUCUAAGGGUGUCAAGCACUGGAAAUUCAUUGGCAAUCAGAUUCAAGACUGACAGCAGCAUAAAUGGGAGGGGUUUUAAUGCCUCAUGGCAAGAGAUCCCUGGAGGUUGUGGAGGAAUUUUCCAGGCUUCCAGUGGAGAAAUCCAUUCUCCAAACUACCCCAAUUCUUACAGGAGCAACACAGACUGCACCUGGGUUAUUCAGGUGGACAGAAACCAUCAUGUUCUCUUAAACUUCACUGACAUUGACUUUGAACCACAAGAUGCAUGUAUUACUGUCCACGAUGGUUCAAAUGCUGCGUCUGCUCGUCUUCUCAACAUUUGUGGAAGACAACGACCCGUCCCUGUCAUCUCUUCAAGAAAUAUCCUCUUUGUGAGAUUCCAGUCUACCAGUGCCAGCCAGAACAGAGGCUUCAGGGCCCGAUUCAUAGAAGCCUGUGGAAGCUUCAUAGUCACUGAUUCUAUUGGUUCUAUUUCCUCGCCUUUGUUCCCGGCCAAGUAUCAAAGCAACCAGAAUUGCAGCUGGAUAAUUCAAGCUCAACCUCCAUUUAAUCACAUCACUCUUUCUUUCACUCACUUUGAACUUGAAUCCAGCACCAACUGUUCAAAGGACUUUCUAGAAAUUUUGGAUGGAAGUGACUAUGAUGCCCCUCUCCAAGGCCGAUACUGUGGCAGAAAUAUGCCAUUACCUAUCACAUCUUUCAGCAAUUCCUUGACAUUAAAGUUCAUCUCUAAUGCCAAUGUCAAUUUUGAGGGCUUUCAUGCUACUUACACUGCAUCGUCAUCAGCUUGUGGCGGUACUUUCCAUAUGGCAGAAGGCGUCUUCAACAGUCCUGGCUACCCGGAUAUUUAUCCCCCCAAUGUGGAAUGUGUCUGGAACAUCCCUAGUUCCCCUGGAAACCAACUGCAGCUGUCGUUCAUAACUUUCCAAUUAGAAGAAACUGAGGACUGUACCAAAGAUUACCUGGAGAUCCGUGAAGGAAAUGACACAGGGCACCUGGUUGGGCGGUAUUGUGGACGCUCUUUAUCCUUCAAUUACACAUCAAUUAUUGGACAUAAAUUGUGGAUCAAAUUUGUCUCGGAUGGUUCAGGCAGUGACAUAGGCUUUCAGGCCACAUUUGUCCACACAUUUGGCAAUGAUAAUAUUGUAGGAUCUCACGGGAAAAUUGCUUCUCCAUUAUGGCCCAGAAAUUACCCUCAUCGCUCUGAUUAUCGCUGGACAGUGAAUGUGAAUGAUUCUCAAAUUAUCCACGGCACAAUUCUGGAGAUGGACCUAGAAAAGUCAACUGGCUGCUAUUUUGACAAGUUAAUGAUCUAUGAUGGUCCCAACAUUCACUCCCGACUUAUUGGAAUUUACUGUGGGACAGAAACAACUUCCUUCACCUCCUAUCGAAAUUCUAUUACAUUUCGGUUCUUCUCAGACUCUUCCAUCUCAGGAAAGGGAUUUCUUUUGGAGUGGUAUGCAGUAGAAUCUCAUAUGAGACUUGUCACACCUACCAUUGCUACAGGUGCCUGCGGUGGUUACCUAAGAAGUGGGGAAACUCCAGGGUUCUUUUUCUCUCCCAGGUGGCCUGAAAAUUAUAACAGUGGGGCUGAUUGUAGUUGGGUCAUCCAUGCCCCAGAUUCAACUGUUGAGCUCAACAUUCUUUCCCUGGACAUUGAAUCCCACCAGUCAUGUGCCUACGAUAGACUUGUGAUCAGAGAUGGAGACAGUGAUGCCGAUCAGCAGCUGACUGUUCUUUGUGGACGAGAAAUUCCUGGACCCAUCAGAUCUUCUGGGGAGUACCUGUUCAUUCGUUUCACAUCUGACUUCAGUGUAAAUGGUGCAGGUUUUAACGCUUCUUUUCAUAAGAGUUGUGGUGGCUAUUUACAUGCAGGCAGAGGGAUCAUUACAUCUCCUAAUUACCCUGAAACCUACCCUCCUAAUCUCAACUGUUCUUGGCAUGUCCUGGUUCUGAGUGGUCUUACCAUUGCUGUCCACUUUGAACAACCAUUUGAGAUUCCCAAUGGAGAGCCUUCAUGUAAUCAUGGCGACUAUUUGGUGAUGAAAAAUGGCCCUGACAAUUCGUCUCCUGCUUUGGGACCCAGGGGAGGAAAUGGCCGUUUCUGUGGCAACAAUUCUUUCUCUACUCUCUACACCACAGACAAUCAGAUGUUUGUUCACUUUGUUUCUGAUAACAGUGAUGGAGGCCAGGGGUUCAAGAUCAAGUAUGAGGCACAGAGCUUAGCCUGUGGUGGCAACAUCUACCUCCAUGAUUCCAACGUUGACGGCUAUGUGAUGUCACCCAAUUACCCUGACAACUAUCCAGUGCAUGCUGAUUGCAUUUGGACCAUAUCUGCUCCAAGUGGAAAGCUCGUAAAGCUUCAGUUUGAAGAUCAAUUUAAUAUUGAAAUAUCCACCAACUGUACUUCCAAUUACCUCGAAUUGAGGAAUGGAGGGGAUUCUGAAGCACCAAUAAUCUCCAGAUUUUGUGGAACAUCUUUGCCCGGCAGUCAGUUGUCCUCAGGUGAUGCCAUUUAUUUACGGUUUCGAACCGAUGACAGUCCCACCCAUAUUGGAUUCAAGGCCAAGUAUUCUAUAGCUUCAUGUGGAGGAAUGGUCAUGGGACAGAAUGGUGUUAUUGAAAGUCCACAGUACCUUGAGCAUCCCUAUCCUGACAAUCUGCUUUGUGAAUGGUUUCUCCAGGGUCCAGCAGGGCACUAUCUCACUCUUCACUUCGAUGCGCUGAAUCUUCAAAACUCUUCUGGUUGUGAGAAGGACUUUGUAGAGAUCCGGGAGGGCGACGAUUCUGGAAAUGUCCUGGGCAGGUACUGUGGAAAUACCAUUCCUCUGGCUAUUGACACUCCUAACAAUUUUGCUUUCAUCAAGUUUGUCACAGAUGAGUCUAUCGGUGCUCCAGGAUUCAGACUGGUCUUUGAAGCCAGCACCGAUGAGUGUGGAGGAGAUAUGUAUGGACACACUGGGAUAUUCACUUCUCCCAGAUACCCUAAUGCAAAUUCUCAUAGUCGAGUAUGUGAAUGGAGGAUCACUGUGCCAGAAGGAAGAAGGGUUACUCUGACUUUUAACGACUUGAGGCUGGGCAACCAUCAGUCAUGUGAUAAUGAAUAUGUGACAGUAAGUGCUUGGAGUGGCUGUGGUGGCAUACAGACAGGUGAAGGUGGAGUGAUCACAAGCCCAAACUAUCCAGCCACAUAUGGAAGUUCGAGCCAUUGUUCUUGGUUAUUGGAAGCUCCUCAAGGUCACACUAUCACUCUUUCUUUUACAUCCUUUGAUAUUGAAAGCCAUGCAGAGUGUAAGUGGGACUCUGUCACUGUCUUAAAUGGAGGUUCUCCAGGAUCUCCAGUUGUGGGGCAUUAUUGUGGAGCAAGAAUCCCCAGGCCCAUUCAGUCUGGUUCAAAUCAACUAGUGGUCAUCUUUAAUUCAGACCAUUCUGUGGAGGAAAGGGGCUUUCAUGCCAUGUGGACCACACAGACUUUGGGCUGUGGUGGGAUACUUCAUUUUGACAAUGGUACAAUCAAGUCUCCUCACUGGCCUCAAAAUUUUCCUGAGAACAGCAGAUGUGCCUGGACAGUCAUUGCACAUGAAAGCAGACACCUGGAGAUCAGCUUUGACAAUAAUUUCAUGAUUCCCAGCAGUGAUGGACAGUGUCAAGACAGCUACAUAAAGGUGUGGGCAGGGACUCAGGAAACAGAAGCAGCCCUGUUGGCCACUGGUUGUGGAAACGUGCCUCCCAGUUCCCUCAUCGUUCCAAGAAAUAUCUUCACUGCAGUGUUUCAAUCCCAGGGCGCCCCAGGACAAGGCUUCUCUGCAUCAUUCAUAAGUAGGUGUGGGGCUAACUUCACAAGCCCUUCGGGGUACAUUGUUUCUCCCAACUAUCCAAGUCAGUAUGAUAACAACAUGAACUGCAACUAUAUCAUCAAGGCAGAACCACAUGAAAUAGUCAUCGUAGAUUUUCAGUCUUUUCACCUAGAAGUGCCCUCAGAAUUAAGUGGAGGUUGUAUCAAUGAUGGAAUAAAAAUUAUCCAAGGUUACCAGGCAUCCUCCACACCCACUGCUACAUUUUGCGGUAAUGAAAUUCCUGAAAGCAUAAGCGUUUCUGGCCCGAUGACACUCCACUUCUACACCAACUCUCGUAACACAGACUUUGGAUUCAAAGCAAAGUAUAGAAGACUCCCAUGUGGUGGCAGGUUCAACUCCUCCUUUAGCAUCAUCAGAAGCCCUGGUUAUCCACAAUCAAAAUACCCCAACAAUAUGGACUGCUCUUAUCUCAUCACUGUUAGAAACGAUAAAGUAAUAGGACUCAAGUUCAGUGAUUUUAAUGUGGCCCUGUCCACCUUCUGUUCCCAAGACUACCUAGCUGUGUAUGAUGGCCCAAAUGCCAGUGCUCCGCUUCUUGGCAAAUUCUGUGGCUCGCAGCUUCCACCAUAUAUCAAAAGCACCAAUAACAGCUUGCUCCUGGUGUUCAAGACGGAUAUCUUUGGAACAGCGAAAGGCUGGAAGUUGUCUUUCAGAGAGACAUUGGGACCUCAGCAUGGCUGUGGAGGUUAUCUGACAAAUUCAAAUUUCACCUUCGCUUCUCCCGAUUCUGAUGCUGAUGGCAAAUACGACAAGAACUUAAACUGUGUGUGGGUCAUAACAGCCCCUGUCAACAAAGUAAUCAACCUGACCUUUACUACAUUUUUUCUGGAAGGACAAUCUUCUCUUCGAGGAUGCAUUUAUGAUUAUGUAAAGGCGUACGAUGGUGAUAGUGAAAACGCCGAUUUGGUGGGCACGUUUUGUGGUUCCACACUACCUGCUCCUUUUAUCUCUAGAGGCAACUUCCUUACAGUUAAAUUUGUCAGUGAUAAUUCUGUAGAAAUGGAAGGAUUCAAUGUGACAUAUGCCACCUUGGACUUACCCUGCGGAGGAACAUUCAAUGCCACGCAGACCCCACAGACCGCUGCUUCACCUCAUUCUCCAGAUCCCCUCUUCCCACUGUCUGUCUGUACUUGGGUCAUUGAUGCACCCCCCCAGCAGCAAGUCAAACUGGUCAUAGAGGCAUUUCAGCUCCACUCUGAGGACUGCUCCCAGAAUUACCUACAAAUUCAGGACUCCCCAGAGAAUGAUCAGAGCCCUGUGCAUAAAUUCUGUAGAGAUGAUGCAUCCGCUGUACCUGAGUUUUAUUCUUCUCAUAGAACUGCUGUUGUGGUUUUCAAAUCACAAGAAUUCCAGAGUGACAGUAGAGUCAGAUUUACCUAUCAAGUCGCAGAUUGCAGCAGAGAAUAUAAUCAAGCCUUUGGCUAUCUGAAGAGCCCUGGCUGGCCAGAGAACUAUCGCCAUAACCUGGACUGCUCCAUCAUCCUCAGAGCCCCGCAGAACCACUCCAUCACUCUCUUCUUUCACUCUUUCAGCGUGGACUCCACAAGGGAAUGCAGAGAUGACUUCCUAGAGAUAAGAAAUGGGAGUGAUGGAAGCUCCCCAUUACUUGGCAAGUACUGUGGUUCUCAGCUUCCCAAUCCCAUAUUCUCUAAAAAUCAUCUUCUGUAUCUACGAUUCAAGAGUGAUGCUAUCCACUCAAGUCGUGGAUAUGAAAUCCUAUGGACUUCAUCUCCAUUCGGCUGUGGUGGAAUUCUCUAUGGGGAUGCUGGCUCUGUGACGAGUCCUGGCUAUCCCGGUACCUAUAAGAACGGCACUCACUGUGAAUGGACCCUCACCGCCCCUGCUGGAAGGACUCUCACAGUCACUUUUUAUUUUAUCAGCAUUGAUGAUCCGGGAAAUUGUAUCCAAAACUAUCUGAUUGUUUAUGAUGGACCUGACGCCAGCUCUCCUUCUUCUGGACCCUACUGUGGAGCGGAUACAGAGAUAGCACCAUUUGUAGCCUCUUCUAAUCGUGUCUUUAUAAAAUUCCAUGCCGAAUAUGCAGUUUCCCCAUCAGCUUUCCGAUUAACCUGGAGCAGUUAGAGACCAAAGCUACUCUUUUUAGUUGGCACUUUGGUUCUACCGAAGAGAUAAUCAGUUCAUAAAGUAUUUGACAAAAUGCUGCCAAUGUAAUAAGUUAGAAUUGAACAUUAUUUAUUGUGUAGUUUGGUUGUUGGGAACAACUUGUGCUUUUUUCCCUCCAUGGGAAAAAUAUUUGUGCACUAUUAAACAUGAAGCAAAUCUC
This is a messenger RNA of Gracilinanus agilis (Agile Gracile Mouse Opossum), 10596 nucleotides long. It is a transcript of the gene CUBN, whose product is annotated as cubilin. The record is from RefSeq and is a predicted model, not a curated record. Gene Ontology annotation, molecular function: calcium ion binding. Bases 21 to 10394 code for a protein of 3457 amino acids. Lineage: Eukaryota; Metazoa; Chordata; Mammalia; Didelphimorphia; Didelphidae. The transcript is spliced from 64 exons.